This is a messenger RNA of Caenorhabditis bovis, 21888 nucleotides long. The record is from the annotation of a GenBank genome assembly. NCBI's taxonomy places the organism in Eukaryota, Metazoa, Nematoda, Chromadorea, Rhabditida, Rhabditidae.
AUGGUUGGCGCGCCGCGCUUCACCCAAAAACCCUCGAUUCAGCAGACGCCAACGGGUGAUCUGUUGAUGGAAUGCCAUCUCGAGGCGGAACCCGAACCGACAAUCGCCUGGCAGCAUUCGGGCAAUCUGCUGGCUCCGAGCGCGCGAGUCGUUCAGACCCUCACACCAUUGGGCGGCAAUCUCUACAAAGCGACUUUGGUGAUCAAAGAACCGAAUGCCGGCGACGGGGGAGCUUACAAAUGCACCGCCAAGAAUCAGCUCGGCGAAUCAAAUGCGAACAUCAAUUUGAAUUUCGCGGGAGCUGGCGGAGAUGAAGGAAAAGCUCGCGGGCCGACGUUUGUUGGAAAACCGCGAAUCAUUCCCAAAGACGGCGGAGCUCUAAUCGUAAUGGAGUGCAAAGUCAAAAGUGCCACAACUCCAGUUGCAAUAUGGAUGAAAGAUGGAGUUCCUCUCACAAUGGGCGGUCUUUAUCACGCAAUUUUUAGCGAUUUAGGAGAUCAGACAUUCUUAUGUCAGCUGGAAAUUCGAGGACCAUCCUCGUCCGAUGCUGGCCAAUACCGUUGCAAUAUUCGAAACGAUCAGGGCGAAACGAAUGCGAACCUGGCGCUCAAUUUCGAAGAGCCUGACCCAGCCGAGAAGCCCGAACGGAAACGAUCAACGGCGUCGCCUCGUCCGUCGUCCCGCGGACCAGGCAGCCGACCGGCAUCUCCCAAAAAGAAGCAGCAACGCGAAGAGACGCCGAAACGAACAUUGAAGGCGCGCGAAGGUUCGCCGAGCAAAAAACUGCGAUCGAGAACAUCGACGCCAGUGAACGAAGACGUCUCGCAGUCAGAAUCGCGAAGAUCGAGUAGAGUCGAGAAAAUGGAGGUCGAUCAAGUUUCUUCAAAACGAAAAACCGAUGGACUUCCACCGCCAGGAGUCGACGAGAAGAAGCUGCGAGCUGGCAGUCCGUCAGCACGAAAGUCGCCGAGCCGUAAAAGUGUCUCACCGACACCGUCGCGCAAGAGCAGCACCGCAUCUGCUGCAGCUCCCGCCUCACAAAAUGACGACAGAAACAAACGAGCCCCGAUUGUGUUGGAAGCCAGUCGAUCACAGACUGGUAAACCAGGAAGUUCUGUAAUGCUUGAAGUUCAAUGGCAAUGCCAUUCAUCUACUAUUAUUGAAUGGUACAGAGACGGAUCUUUGUUGCAAAAUAGUUCUGAAUAUGUGCAAUCAUUCAAUGGAUCGAUAGCCAGACUUACAGUCAAAAAUUUGACGGAAGAGAAGACAGGUCUCUACAUGUGUCAUGCGAAAUGCGAGUACGGCGAGAGUCAAUCCAGCGCAAUGGUCAAACUUGACCAGUCUGAUAUUGAAGAGGAGCUGCUUAAACACCGCAAAAGCAUUGAAGAGGAGUACCGACGAAGUGAGGAGGAAAAGAGUCAAUCUCUUCAAACAGGGAAGAGAAAAGUGCGACGAAGUAAAUCCAAAUCGAAAAGUCCGGCGCCAUCGGCGAAGAAAUCGGCGAGCGAGCGUCCCGACGCUUCCGAACUCGAAACCGCGCAACGAAGUGAAAGCGCGAAGCCUGAUGCCGACGAGAGCACGUUCAAGUUGACGUUUUUCGAAAAGUGUCAAACGGCACUCGCGCACAAGUACCCGACCUAAGUCUAUUAUUCGUUCUCAGUGAUAAUUGAUGCCACUCAAAUGACGUCGCAUAGUUCAAUGAACUACACGUCGGAAUCCUACUUCCAAAAUAUUCUCAAACGCUCAUCGAGCAACGACGGCCGUCCGCCGCGGGCGCCUCUUCCGCCAGGAGGUCCUCCUCGGCACAAGCUCUCGCUUCGCACCGUCUCGGAUCGCGGUGCGUCGUCGACGUCGCCCGGCUCGACGCCGCCGACAUCGGCGCCUUUGAGUCGCGACUCGUCGAUGCACAAAAUAUCGCAAAUCCAUGCGUUUAUUUUGUCGCGGAUGCCCGAGGGCAUUGCGAAACAGAAAUUCUUGAAAAGUAUUCUUGACUUGGAAGGAAAACAGGGCGAAGCGAAAGAGACCAAUGCAAAAGCUGGCAAUCCGCUCAAAAGUCGAGCAUCGAAUAGUCGGUCGUCGAUUAACAGCAGCUGUAAUGAGUCUCAAUUGGACGAGAUUCCGAGUUCGGGUCUGACGAUCCCCGAGGAGCGCCGUCGUGAAUUAUUGGGUCAAGUUGGUGCCGGAGACAGUGACGACGAGGUCUCCGAAUCAAUUUCCGAGCUUCCAUCGUUUGCCGGUGGAAAACCACGCCGCAAGUCUGAAACUCAAUCGGAGAUGUUUUCUCGUGAUGCUUUGCGAAAAACGAGCACCACCUCAAAAGUUGAGAAAUCCGUUGAGGAAAAACCUCAACUUCGGAAAACCAAAAAGCCUGAAAGUGAGCUCGAUUUCAAGGCGAUGGUCAAAUUGAAGAAAGUGGCCAAAGAUAAUGGAGAUGGAAACGGCACGAAUGGAGAUAAAUCAUUUCCGAUGCAACGUACGGAUUCCACGUCGUCGGUUCUAUCACAAGAAUCGAGAUCUCGACGAGGUUCCGUGAUCGGUAAAGACGGCGGGCUCGAAACGAAUCCUUUCGCUCAACUGCGAAAGGUCAAAAACCCGUCGAAUGGAUUGGACAAGUCCGAUUCAACAUCCAGCAUGAAGAAGCUUGAUAUCAAAAAAGGGCGCGGAGAAGAAGCCGAGCCGCAAGGAUUCGGAGUUCAAUUGAAAAAGGUUGCUCGAAAAGAGCCAGCUGAAUCCGCGACUAGUAAAAAAGAAAAGAAUGGAACGACGUCAGGCAUUGAUAGCCAAGUGACAAUUGAGAAACGGGAGAAGACGACGUUGCAGAAAUAUGAAAGAGUUGAAUCGACAACAUCGAAGAAGGACAAACCGAAACGCGUGCAGAUCGCCGAUGAUGUCCCAACAACGCCGAUUCUACAGAAAGAAGUAACGACGCAGUCAAAGAAAACCGAAUCCAUCGAGAUCAAAGAGAAGCUGCAAGGCCGUCAAGUUGGUCAGAAGCGUGUUGUACAGAAGAAAGAGGAGCAGCAGAGUCUGCUGACGCAGGUGCAACUCAAGAAAGUGACCAAACUGAAAAAGGAAGAAGCCAAUGAGCUCGAAGGUGUCAAACUCAAAAAGGUGUCGACGCAACUCGCGAAACACCAAAACGACGAUGACAGCCCAUCGGAAUCCGAAUCGCGACGUUCUUCGAUUUUCGGAGAAUUGCGACGUGGCUCAAAAGCGCCGCGUGGAUCUGCAGAUCAUUCGCGUCACGACUCGAUCGUAUUGUUUUAUUUUUUAAUUUCUUAUUUUUGGGGUCUCAGACGCUCUAGUAUCGACAUGAGACGCGAAUCAGUCCAGGAAAUCAUGGAGAAAGUGUCGACACCGCUCGUCCCAAGCGGUGCUUCAGGCAGUGCUCCAAAAAUCGUCGAAGUCCCAGAAAAUGUCACCGUCGCUGAAAAUGCGACAGCCAUUCUUACCGUUAAGGUCACGGGUAGUCCCGCCCCGACCUUCAAAUGGUUUAAAGGCACACGCGAGGUUCUCGGCGGCACUGGUCGCUUCAAGCAUAUCACCGACGGCAAGGAAGGAACAAUCUCGUUGGCGUUGCUGAAGUGCCGCACCCAGGAUGACGGUCCCUACACCCUGGUUAUUGAGAAUCCACACGGCAAAGAUUCGGUUGAUGUGAAGCUGCUCGUCACCUCCGAUAACGGCGUCGAUUUCAGACAAUUGUUGAAGCACAGAGAGUCCCAAGUUGGCUUCCAAAAUAAGGAUGACAAAGAGCAGAAGCCGAUGAGUGAAGCUGAACGAAGACAAUCGUUGUUCCCUGGAAAGAAGGUCGAAAAGUGGGAUGUCCCGCUCGCUGAUAAGACCGUUCAACAACAGGUGGACAAAAUUUGUGAGUGGAAGUGCACCUACUCACGACCCAACGCAAAGAUCCGUUGGUACAAAGAUCGAAAAGAGAUUUUCUCCGGAGGUCUCAAAUACAAGAUUGUGAUUGAGAAGAACGUGUGUACUUUGAUUAUCAAUAAUCCGGAAGUCGAUGAUACUGGAAAGUACACCUGCGAGGCGAACGGAGUGCCGACUCAUGCACAGCUCACUGUUCUCGAGCCCCCAAUGAAGUACAGCUUCUUGAACCCACUGCCCAACACCCAGGAAAUCUAUCGAACGAAGCAGGCGGUUCUCACUUGUAAGGUCAACACCCCACGUGCUCCAUUGGUUUGGUAUCGCGGAAACAAGCCGAUCGAAGAGAACGAUCCAAGAUUCAUCAUUGAAAAGGAUGCUGUUGGUCGAUGCACUCUGACAAUCAAGGUUGUCGAGGAAGACGAUCAAGCUGAAUGGACGGCUCGAAUCACGAAUGACGUCUUCUCGAAAUGUCAAGUUUAUGUGGAAGAACCGAGACAUACUUUCGUCGUUCCAAUGAAAUCUCAAAAGGUGAAUGAGAACGACAUCGCAACUCUUGAGACUGAUGUCAACGAUAAAGACGCCGACGUUGUUUGGUGGCACGACGGAAAACGUGUGAACAUUGACAACAACAAGUACAAGGUCGAAUCGCACAACAGGAAGCGUCGAUUGAUCAUCAACGGCGCCAAAAUCGAAGACCAUGGAGAAUACAAGUGCACCACCAAAGAUGACCGAACUAUGGCGCAGCUUAUCGUCGAAGCAUUGAACAAGUUCAUUGUCGCUCUCAAGGACAUGGAGGUCGUUGAAAAGGAUGAUUUGACACUGAUGUGCCAGACGAAGGAUACCCGCACGCCUGGAGUAUGGUUUAGGAAUGGAAAGCAAAUUUCGAGUAUGCCCGGCGGAAAAUUCGAAACUCAAUCAAGAAACGGAACACAUACAUUGAAGAUCAGCAAGAUUGAAAUGAAUGAGGCUGACGCCUACGAGUUCGAUCAAGCUGGACUACACGGAAGUUGUAAUAUCACCGUUUUGGAAGCUGAGAAGCGUCCGAUCUUGAACUGGAAGAAUAAGAAAAUCGAGGUUAAGGCUGGCGAACCAUGCGUUGUCAAAGUUCCAUUCCAAAUCAAUGGAACUCGAAGAGGAGAUCCGAAAGCGAAUAUCUUGAGGAAUGGAAAGCCAAUCGAUGAGGAAAUGAAGAAACUCGUCGAAGUUGUUGUCAAGGGAGAUGUUGUUGAAAUCGUUUUCAAGGAUCCGCAGCUCGCCGAUACCGGAAAGUGGGCACUGGAGCUUGGAAAUUCUGCAGGAACAGCUCUUGCUCCAUUUGAGCUUUUCGUUAAAGACAAGCCGAAACCGCCAAAAGGACCAUUGGAAACAAAGAACGUGACGGCAGAAAGUCUCGACCUUGUUUGGGGAACACCCGAUCCCGACGAAGGCGCUCCAGUCAAAGCAUAUAUCAUCGAGAUGCAAGAAGGACGCAGUGGAAAUUGGGUGAAUGUUGGAGAAACCAAAGGCACCGACUUCAAAGUCAAGGAUCUGAAAGAGCAUGGCGAAUACAAGUUCCGUGUGAAGGCUGUCAACGACGUUGGAAUAUCUGAUCCACUUACUGGCGAAACCAUUUUGGCGAAGAAUCCAUAUACAGCACCAGGCAAGCCGAAAAAUAUGGAAGCCAUUGACAUCGACAAAGACCAUUGCACCCUUGCUUGGGAACCGCCCGAAGAAGAUGGAGGUGCGCCGAUCACCGGAUACAUAAUCGAGCGACGCGAGAAAUCCGAAAAGGAUUGGCAUCAAGUCGGACAAACUAAGGCUGAUUGCUGCGAACUAGUUGACAACAAAGUUGUUGAAGACAAGGAAUACUAUUAUCGUGUGAAGGCUGUCAACAAAGCCGGACCGGGAGAUCCGUGCGAUCACGGAAAACCAAUCAAGAUCAAGGCAAAGAAGGCAGCUCCUGAAUUCACCGGAGGCGGCAUCAAAGAUCUUCGCCUUAAAGUCGGUGAGACGAUCAAGUAUGAAGUACCGAUUUCGGGAGAACCACUUCCGGAAGUGACAUGGGUCGUUAACGGCAAACCAUUGAAGCCAAUUGGUCGUGUGAAGAUGGCUACUGAACGUGGAAAACACGUGCUUAAGAUCGAAAACGCCGUUCGUGGCGAUUCGGGAAAAUUCACCAUCACUCUGAAGAACUCGUCGGGAACCUGCGAUUCGACAGCUACUGUCACCGUCGUUGGACGUCCUUCUCCACCAAAAGGACCACUCGAUGUCGCUGAUGUUUGUGCUGAUGGAGCUACCCUUUCAUGGAAUCCACCAGAAGAUGACGGAGGUGAUCCGCUCACUGGAUACAUUGUAGAAGCGCAAGACAUGGACAACAAGGGAAAGUACAUCGAGAUUGGCAAAGUUGAUCCGAACAAAACUUCACUUAAAGUUAACGGACUUCGCAACAAAGGAAAUUACAAAUUCCGUGUCAAAGCAGUCAAUGGCGAAGGAGAAUCUGAACCACUCUCUGCUGAUCAGUACACAUUGAUCAAGGAUCCGUGGGAUGAACCAGGAAAACCGGGCCGUCCGGAAAUCACCGACUUCGAUUCCGAUCGCAUUGAUAUUGCUUGGGAUCCACCACACAAGGAUGGAGGAGCUCCAAUUGAGGAAUACAUUGUUGAGAUGAGAGAUCCUGACACGAAGGAAUGGAAGGAAGUCAAGCGAGUUCCUGAUACAAAUGCUUCGAUUUCUGGCUUGAAAGAAGGCAAAGAAUAUCAAUUCCGCGUUAAAGCCGUUAACAAAGCUGGUGCUGGUCAACCGUCGGAACCUUCUGAGAAGCAACUCGCAAAACCGAAAUUCAUUCCUGCGUGGUUGAAACACGACAACUUGAAGAACAUCACUGUGAAAGCCGGCGCUACUGUUCGUUGGGAUGUGAAAAUCGGCGGUGAGCCGAUCCCAGAAGUCAAAUGGUUCAAGGGAGACAAACAAUUGGAGAACAGCAUGCAACUCUCUAUUGACACCAAGAAAAACGAGCACACCAUCCUUUGCAUUCCGUCUGCUGUACGAGCUGAUGUCGGCGAGUACAAGCUCACCGUCAAAAACUCUCACGGAGCAGAUGAGGAGAAGGCAAACUUGACUGUUCUCGACAAACCAUCGAAGCCAAACGGACCACUGGAAGUCAGUGACGUCUUCGAGGACAACCUCAAUUUGUCAUGGAAGCCGCCAGAUGACGAUGGAGGAGAGCCAAUCGAAUAUUACGAAGUCGAGAAGCUUGACACCGCGACUGGACGAUGGGUGCCAUGCGCCAAGGUUAAAGACACCAAAGCACACAUAGACGGUUUGAAGAAGGGCCAGACGUACCAAUUCCGUGUCAAGGCAGUAAACAAAGAAGGCGCAUCUGAUGCGUUGAACACCGACAAGGAAACGAAGGCGAAGAAUCCCUACGACGAGCCAGGAAAAACCGGAACACCAGACGUUGUUGAUUGGGAUGCCGAUAGAGUCUCCCUUGAAUGGACACCUCCAGAAAGCGACGGCGGGGCUCCAAUCACUCAGUACAUAAUUGAGAAGAAGGGAAAACACGGCAGAGAUUGGCAAGAGUGUGGAAAAGUUUCCGGCGAUCAGACGAACGCUGAUAUUCUUGGUCUCAAAGAAGGAGAAGAAUAUCAGUUCCGAGUGAAAGCUGUUAACAAGGCCGGACCAGGAGAAGCUUCAGAUCCAAGCAGAAAGGUUAUUGCAAAACCAAGAAAUUUGAAACCAUGGAUUGAUCGUGAAGCGAUGAAGACAAUCACGGUGAAAGUUGGAAACGAUGUUGAAUUCGAUGUUCCAGUUCGCGGUGAGCCACCACCGAAAAAAGAAUGGACCUUUGGAGGAAAUGCGAUUGAUGAUCAAAAGAUCAAAAUCGAUUAUGAGGAUUACAAGACUCGAUUCCAUUUGCGCGGAGCAACUCGCAAGCAUGCUGGCUUAUACACCCUCACAGCCACCAAUGCUUCCGGAACCGACAAGCAUUCUGUUGAAGUCAUCGUUCUCGGAAAACCGUCGGCUCCGUUGGGUCCUCUUGAUGUGAGCAAUGUGUUCGAAGAUAAUUGCGAUCUUGGGUGGAAGGCACCCGAAGACGAUGGUGGUAUGCCAAUUGAUCACUAUGAAGUUGAGAAAAUGGAUCUUGCCACUGGUCGUUGGGUUCCAUGUGGACGCACUGAAGGCACAAAGUUCAACGUGCCAAACCUUCAGCAGGGCCACGAAUACAAAUUCCGAGUUCGCGCGGUCAACAAGGAAGGAGAAUCUGAGCCACUGACGACAGACACCUCAAUUGUUGCGAAGAACCCAUACGAAGUUCCAGGAAAAGUCGAGAAGCCAGAGCUUGUUGAUUGGGAUAAGGAUCAUGUUGACUUGAAAUGGAAUCCUCCUUCUGACGAUGGAGGCGCUCCAAUUGAAGGCUACGUCAUCGAAAAGAAAGAUAAGAAUGGACGAUGGGAAGAAGCGAUGGUGGUUCCAGCUGAUCAAACCACUGCCACCGUUGGUAAUCUCAAGGCCGGAGAAGAAUAUCAAUUCAGAAUCUCCGCCAAGAAUAAGGCUGGUACUGGAGAUCCGUCUGAUCCUUCUGAUCGCGUUAUUGCUAAACCGCGUCAUCUCGCACCACACAUUCACCGAGAAGAUCUUUCUGAUAGUGUGAUCAAGGUUGGAGAGAUGAUUAAGUUCACAGUUCACAUUGAUGGAGAACCAGCUCCAGCAGUAACUUGGCAAUUCAACGGAAAAGGAAUCGGAGAGAGCAAGGCUCAAAUUGAGAACGAGGAUUACAUCUCGAGAUUUGCCUUGGCUAAAGCCACCAGAAAACAGAGCGGUAAAUACACGAUCACAGCGACGAACGACAGCGGAACUGAUAGCGUUACUAUUGAAAUCAAGGUGAAGAGCAAACCGUCAAAACCGAAAGGACCGAUCGAUGUCACCGAUGUGUUCGAAGAUCGCGCCACUCUUGAUUGGAAACCACCAGAGGAUGAUGGUGGAGAGCCAAUUGAAUAUUAUGAAAUCGAAAAGAUGAACACCAAGGAUGGUCUUUGGGUGCCAUGCGGACGCAGUGGUGACACCCAUUUCACCGUCGACACCCUCAACAAGGGAGAUCACUAUAAGUUCCGUGUCAAGGCUGUCAACAGCGAAGGUGCUUCGGAUCCACUCGAAACUGACACCGAUAUUCUGGCGAAGAAUCCGUUCGACCGACCAGAUCGUCCUGGUCGUCCGGAAGCGACCGAUUGGGAUUCUGAUCAUGUAGAUCUCAAAUGGGAUCCACCGGUUUCCGAUGGAGGAGCUCCAAUCGAGGAGUAUCAAGUGGAGAAACGUACCAAAUACGGAAGAUGGGAGCCAGCUGUAACAGUUCCAGGUGGACAAACGACGGCUACCGUUCCUGAUCUCACGAGUGGUGAAGAAUAUGAGUUCCGUGUUGUUGCUGUCAACAAAGGAGGCCCAUCUGAUCCAUCUGAUGCCAGUAAACCAGUCAUUGCGAAACCCAGAAACUUGAAACCACAUAUUGAUCGUGAUGCCCUUCACAAUCUGACAAUAAAAGCUGGCCAAUCGAUCAACUUCGACGUGCCAGUUUCUGGAGAACCUGCUCCGACUGUUAGUUGGAUGUGGCCCGACAACCGCGAAAUUCGUAAUGGUGGAAGAGUGAAGCUUGACAAUCCAGAAUAUCAAAGCAAGCUUGUUGUCCGCCAAAUGGAGCGUGGAGACAGUGGUACUUACAAGAUUCGAGCCGUCAACGUCAACGGCGAAGACGAGGCAUCCAUCAAGAUUAAUGUUAUUGAUAAACCAACGUCUCCAAAUGGGCCACUCGAUGUUCUCGAUGUUCACGCUGAUCAUGUCACACUCGAUUGGCGUGCACCAGAUGACGAUGGAGGCAUUCCUAUCGACAAUUACGUCAUCGAGAAGUUCGAUACUGCGACUGGUCGAUGGGUGCCCGCUGCUAAAGUUAACGGAGAUCAAACAACAGCAGUCGUCGACGGACUCAUUCCUGGACACGAAUACAAAUUCCGUGUAGCUGCCGUCAAUGCAGAAGGAGAAUCCGAGCCAUUGGAAACGUUUGGAACCACACUUGCUAAGAAUCCAUACGACAAACCCGGAAAGACUGGCGCUCCUGAUGUCACUGAUUGGGACAAGGAUCAUGUCGACCUUGAGUGGAAGCCGCCAGCGAAUGAUGGAGGUGCUCCAAUUGAGGAGUAUGUCGUCGAAAUGAAAGACGAAUUUUCACCAUUCUGGAAUGAAGUUGCUCAUGUCCCAGCUGGGCAAACGAACGCUACUGUUGGAAAUUUGAAAGAAGGGUCGAAGUACGAGUUCAGAAUUCGUGCGAAGAACAAGGCUGGACUUGGAGAUCCUUCUGAUUCCGCAUCAGCCGUUGCUAAGGCCAGAAAUGUUCCGCCGGUUAUCGAUCGUAACUCUAUUCAAGAAAUCAAGGUGAAGGCUGGACAAGACUUCCAACUGAACAUUCCAGUCUCGGGAGAACCAACUCCCGAAAUCACUUGGUUGUUCGAAGGAACUCCAGUUGAAUCGAGUGAACAUAUGAAGAUUACGAAUGAUGAAGGAAAAACCAAAUUUGUCGUCAAGAGAGCUCUUCGAUCCGACACUGGAACUUACAUUAUCAAAGCGGAAAACGUCAAUGGUACUGACACAGCUGAAGUCAAAGUGACAGUUCUUGACCACCCGUCGAAUCCUCGAGGUCCAUUGGAUGUUUCGAAUGUUACUAAAGACGGAUGUGAUCUUGCCUGGAAGGAACCUGAUGACGACGGUGGCGCAGAGAUCAGUCACUACAUCAUUGAGAAACAAGAUGCCGCGACAGGACGUUGGACCGCUUGCGGAGAAAGCAAAGACACCAACUUCCACGUUGAUGAUUUGGCUCAAGGCCACGAGUACAAGUUCCGUGUGAAGGCAGUCAACAGAUACGGUGAUUCUGAUCCAUUAGAGGCGCGCGAGGCAAUCAUUGCCAAGGAUCCGUUUGAUCGUGCUGACAAACCAGGAACUCCAGAAAUUGUUGACUGGGACAAAGAUCAUGCUGAUCUUAAAUGGACUCCGCCACAAGACGACGGAGGUGCGCCGAUCGAAGGAUAUCUUGUUGAGAUGCGAACACCAACUGGGGAUUGGGUUGCCGCUGCGAAGGUUGGACCGGACGAGUUGACGGCGACAGUUGACGGAUUGAAACCAGGACAGACGUAUCAAUUCCGCGUGAAAGCACUCAACAAAGCUGGCGAAUCGACGCCUUCUGAUCCAAGCAGAACAAUGGUGGCCAAGCCAAGACAUCUUGCACCAAAAAUCAAUCGCGAUAUGUUCAUUGCUCAACGCAUCAAAGCCGGCCAGACUCUCAACUUCGACGUUAAUGUAGAAGGAGAACCAGCUCCCAAGAUUGAAUGGUUCCUCAAUGGGCAGCCACUUUCAUCUGCUGGAAAGACACGAAUUGACAAUUCAUUGGAUAACAACACCAAACUGACGACUAAGGAGACAACGAGAGCUGACACCGGAAAGUACAAGAUCGUUGCAACGAAUGAAAGCGGAAAAGAUGAGCAUGAAGUUGAUGUGAACAUUCUGGACAUUCCUGGAGCACCAGAAGGUCCGUUGCGUGCCAAAGACGUUACCAAGGAAAGCUGUGUUCUUCAUUGGGAUGAGCCGCUUGAUGACGGAGGAUCGCCGAUUACAAAUUAUAUUAUCGAGAAGCAAGAAGACGGUGGACGUUGGGUGCCGUGCGGAGAAACUUCGGACACUUCCCUCAAAGUCAACAAGUUGUCCGAAGGUCACGAAUACAAGUUCCGUGUCAAGGCUGUGAACAGACAAGGCCAAUCCGCGCCACUCACUUCCGAUCACCCCAUCGUUGCCAAAAAUCCAUUUGAUGAGCCCGAUGCACCAACCGACGUCACACCAGUCGAUUGGGACAAAGAUCACGUUGAUUUAGAAUGGAAGCCACCGGCAAACGAUGGAGGAGCUCCAAUUGAUGCCUACAUUGUUGAGAAGAAAGACAAAUUCGGCGACUGGGUGGAAUGUGCUAAAGUCGACGGGAAGACGACAAAGGCGACUGCCGACAACCUGACUCCGGGAGAGACAUAUCAAUUCCGUGUGAAGGCGGUCAACAAGGCGGGACCAGGAAAACCGUCAGAUCCAACAGGAAACGUGGUCGCGAAGCCAAGAAGAAUGGCUCCCAAAUUGAAUCUUGCUGGCCUUCUUGAUCUUCGUAUCAAAGCGGGAACACCAAUCAAGCUUGAUAUUAGCUUUGAAGGAGAACCAGCCCCAACGGCGACAUGGAAGGCCAAUGAUACUGCGGUGGAAAGUGGAAAUCGUGCUGAUGUAACCACGACACCAACUUCCUCAUCAAUGAAUAUCUUCUCUGCUGUUCGCUCGGACACUGGUGUCUACAAGAUCAUCGUGGAAAAUGAGCACGGAAAGGACAGUGCUCAAUGCAAUGUGACCGUCCUCGAUGUGCCGGAAGCACCAGAAGGACCACUGAAGAUCAACGAGAUUCACAAGGAGGGAUGUUCACUCAGCUGGAAGCCACCAGCUGACAACGGUGGUUCGGAGAUUCUUCAUUAUCUCGUUGAAAAGAUGGACACCACUCGUGGAACUUGGCAAGAAGUCGGAACAUUCCCAGAUUGCAAUGCUAAAGUCAACAAGCUGAUCCCCGGAAAAGAAUAUUCAUUCCGUGUCAAAGCUGUCAACCUUCAAGGCGAAUCGAAACCAUUGGAAGCAGAAGAGCCGAUCAUCGCAAAGAACCAGUUCGAUGUGCCGGAUCCAGUUGAUAAGCCAGAAGUUACCGAUUGGGACAAGGAUCGCAUCGACAUUAAAUGGAAUCCUACUCAGAACAAUGGAGGAUCUCCCGUUACUGGCUACAUUGUCGAGAAGAAGGAGAAGGGAAGCUCAAUUUGGAAUGAAGCUGGCAAGACCUCAGGAACAUCUUUCUCUGCAACCAAUCUCAAACCAGGUGUUGAAUACGAGUUCCGUGUGAUUGCCGUUAACGCUGCUGGACCAUCCGAUCCAUCAGAUCCAACUGAUCCACAAAUCACCAAAGCCCGUUACUUGAAGCCGAAGAUUCUUACGAAUAACCGAAAGAUCAAGAUAAAGGCCGGAUUCACUCACAACAUGGAAGUCGAGUUUGUCGGCGCCCCAGAUCCAACUGCUGAAUGGACAUUCGGAGAUUCUAAUGAUCCACUUGCUCCGGAACUGAUUGUUGAUGCAAAAACCGGUCUCACUAGCAUCUUCUUCCCUUCUGCAAAACGAUCGGAAAGUGGAAACUACAAGCUCAAAGUCAAAAACGAGCUUGGAGAAGAUGAGGGAAUCUUUGAAGUAAUUGUUCAAGAUAAGCCGGCUCCACCGACUGGGCCAUUGGAAGUCUCGGAAGUCACAAAGGAUAGUUGUGUUCUUGAAUGGAAGCCACCUGCUGAUGAUGGAGGUGCUGAGAUCAGCAACUAUGUCGUCGAGAAACGCGACACUCGCACAAACACUUGGAUUCCAGUGUCAGCGUUUGUCACUGGAACUUCGAUUACUGUUCCCAAGCUCACUGAGGGACAUGAGUAUGAGUUCAGAGUUAUGGCUGAGAACGCAUUUGGACGCUCCGACCCGUUGAAUGCCGAUGAACCAGUUCUCGCUAAAGAUCCAUUUGGAACACCUGGAAAACCAGGGAAACCAGAAAUCGUCGACACCGACAAUGAUCACAUUGACAUCAAAUGGGACCCACCAAGAGACAAUGGAGGAUCACCAAUUGAGCACUACGAUGUCGAGAGGAAAGACGCAAAAACUGGAAGAUGGAUCAAAGUCAACACAGCGCCAGUCCACGGAAAUGCCUUCUCAGACACUCGUGUUCAGAAGGGACAUACAUACGAGUACCGUGUUGUUGCUGUUAACAAAGCUGGACCAGGAACACCAUCCGAUCCAUCAGCGUCCGCCACUGCCAAACCAAUGCAUGAAGGUCCUAAAUUUGAGCUCGACCUUGAUGGAAAAGAAUUCCGCGUCAAAGCAGGAGAACCACUUACAAUCACCAUUCCGUUCACUGCUUCUCCGAAGCCUGACAUUGCUUGGACGAAUGAAAGUGGAAAGGCGAUCCCUGGAGUUGAGACGACUGACACACAAACCCAAUUGGUUAUUCCAUCAACGAAAAGAAGCGACUCUGGUCCAGUCAAAAUAAAGGCAACCAACCCAUAUGGAGAAGCUGAAGCCAACAUUCGAAUUGUCGUCGUUAAUCGACCAGGACCGCCGGAUAAUAUCACAUAUCCAUCGAUCACUCGUCAUACUUGCACUCUCAAUUGGACAGCUCCAAAAGACGACGGAGGCGCUGAAAUCAGUGGCUACAAGAUUGAAUAUCAAGAGAUUGGAUCGCAAAUAUGGGACAAGGUUCCUGGAACAGUUCCUGGUCUUUCUUACACUGUUCGAGGCUUAGAGCACGGACAACAAUAUCGAUUCCGCAUCCGCGCGGAAAACAUUGUCGGACUAUCGGAUUAUGCUCAAGGAAUUCCAGUUGUCAUUAAAGAUCCAUUUGAUCCGCCAGGUGCACCAGGAACUCCAGACAUUACCGCUUACGACAGCAACAUGGUGGCUCUUGCUUGGAAUCCACCACGAGAUGAUGGAGGCAGUCCGAUCAUUGGGUAUGUUGUUGAACGAUUCGAGAAGCGUGGAGGAGGCGACUGGGCACCAGUCAAAAUGCCAAUGGUCCGAGGAACCGAAUGCGUCGUUCCAGGACUUCACGAGAACGAAACCUAUCAGUUCCGUGUUCGCGCUGUCAACGCCGCCGGACAAGGCGAACCAAGCAAUGGCACUGAGCCAGUCACUUGUCGGCCAUUUGUCAAAACACCGGGAGCUCCAGAUGCGCCAAGAGUUGGAAAAAUCACCAAAAACUCGGCAGAAAUUACUUGGAAUCGUCCACUUCGCGAUGGUGGCGCCCCAAUCGAUGGAUAUAUUGUUGAGAAGAAGAAACUGGGAGAUAAUGAUUGGACGCGAUGCAAUGACAAACCAGUGAGGGAAACUGCUCUCGAAGUCAAGGGACUCGGAGAACGCGAAGAAUACGAAUUCCGCGUAAUUGCUGUGAACAGCGCCGGCGAAGGAGAACCCUCAAAGCCAUCCGAUCUUGUUCUCAUCGAGGAACAACCGGGAAGACCGAUUUUCGACAUAUCUCAUUUGAAGGAUAUCACCGUUCGUGCUGGAGAGACUAUCCAAAUCAAGAUCCCAUACGCUGGCGGUAAUCCGAAGCCGAUCAUUGAUUUGCUCAACGGAAGCACACCAAUCUUCGAGAACGACCGAACUGUUGUUGAUGUGAAUCCAGGAGAGAUCGUGAUCACUACUACUCAGUCAAAGCGAUCCGAUGCUGGUCCAUACAAGAUCACUGCCACCAACAAAUACGGAAAGGACACAUGCAAAUUGAAUGUGUUCGUGCUUGACGCACCAGGAAAGCCCACUGGACCAAUUCGGGCCACCGACAUUCAAGCUGAUGCGAUGACAUUGAGCUGGAGAGCCCCAGUUGACAACGGUGGUGAUGAAAUCACAAACUACGUUGUUGAGAAACGAACACCUGGAGGUGAUUGGGUGACUGUUGGACACCCGAUCGGAACAUCUCUCCGUGUUCGCAAUCUUGAUGCGAAUACACCAUACGAAUUCCGCGUUCGUGCUGAGAACCAAUAUGGAAUUGGAGAACCACUCGAAACCGAAGAUGCGAUUGUCGCCAAGAAUCCGUUCGACACACCAGGUGCCCCAGGACAACCAGAAGCUGUUGAGACAUCCGAAGAAGCAAUCACUCUUCAAUGGAUUCGUCCGACUUCUGAUGGUGGAGCUCCAAUUCAGGGAUAUGUCAUUGAAAAGAGAGAGAAGGGAACGAAUGAGUGGAUAAAGGCUGCUUUCGGAGCUGUUCUGGACACAAAGCAUCGUGUUACUGGAUUGACUCCAAAGAAGACCUACGAGUUCCGUGUUGCCGCUUUCAAUGCUGCUGGUCAAGGAGCUUACAGCGAUAACUCUGUUCCAAUUACCGCUGACAGUGCGCCAUGCAAACCAAGAAUCAACAUGAGCAUGCUCACCAGAGAUGUCCUCGCCUAUGCUGGAGAGAAGGCCAAGAUCCUCGUUCCAUUUGCAGCUUGCCCAGCUCCAGAAGUCAAAUGGUCGAAAGGCGAGAACAGAAUCAGCGAUUCUGAUGCUCAUGCGAAAUCAGAACACGACGAUUUCUUGGCUUCUCUUACCAUCGAUAAAUGCCAACUUUCUGACGCAGGAUUGUACUUUAUCGAACUUUCAAACAGCCAAGGAUCUGAUUCUGCCAGCAUCCGUCUCAAGGUUGUUGAUAAGCCGGCGCCCCCAACUGGACUUCGCGCCGAAGACAUUUCUCCAGAUUGUCUUACUCUUCAUUGGCUUCCUCCAUCGGCUGACGGCGGAAGUCCGAUCACCAACUACAUCAUUGAACGUCUCGAUUUGCACAGUGGAGAUGGAAAAUGGGAGAAGGUCUCAUCGUUCGUCCGCAAUCUCAAUUACACCGUUGGCGGACUUGUCAAGGAUAACAAAUACAAUUUCCGAGUUCGCGCCGAGAACCAAUAUGGUGUUUCGGAACCAUGCGAACUGCCGGACGCCAUCAUUGCCAAGUAUCAAUUCGAUGUACCGAGCCAACCAGAAGCCCCAACUGUUCGCGAGUUCGAUUCGAACUGGGCAGAGCUUGAAUGGGAUCCGCCGCGUGACGGUGGCUCCAAAAUCAUUGGAUACCAAGUUCAGUACCGUGACACGAAUUCGACUCGGUGGGUCAACAUCAAGCAGGAUCUUGUCGAAGGAUGCCAUACACGUGUUACUGGACUUCGUGAAAAUGGAGAGUAUGAGUUCCGCGUCAUUGCGAAGAAUGCUGCCGGCUACUCGAAGCCUUCGCCAGCAUCGGAUCGCGUCAAACUCAGAUCUCGAUUCGGACCUCCAGGACCACCAAUUCAAGUCGGAGCUCAGUCAAUUGGAAGAAAUCAUUGCACAAUCACAUGGAUGGCUCCAUUAGAAGACGGCGGAUCGAAAAUUACCGGAUACAUCGUUGAAAUACGCGAAUUUGGAAGCACUCUUUGGACUGUCGCCAGCGAUUACAACGUCACAAAUCCUGAAUUCACUGUGGAUCGUCUCAAAGAAUUCAGUGAUUAUGAAUUCCGCGUGAUUGCUGUCAACUCUUCUGGAAAGGGAAUUCCAUCUCUUCCAUCUGGCCCAAUCAAAAUUCAAGAAUCCGGAGGCUCCCGUCCCCAAAUUGUUGUCAAGCCAGAAGACACCGCUCAACCGUACAAUCGACGCGCUGUCUUCGUCUGCGAGGCCGUCGGAAGACCAGAGCCAACUGCCAGAUGGAUGCGCAACGGCAGGGAAUUGCCGGAAAGCAGUCGUUAUAGAUUCGAAGCUUCGGAUGGUGUCUACAAGUUCACCAUUAAGGAGGUCUGGGAUAUCGACGCUGGAGACUACACUGUUGAAGUAUCGAAUGCGUACGGUUCUGACACUGCUACUGCAAAACUCACAGUUUGUGCUCCACCGGUUAUUGAGAAGGAUGUUCCGAACACAAUUCUGCCGAACGGUGAUCUUGUCCGUCUGAAGAUCUACUUCUCGGGAACUGCACCAUUUGUUCAUAAUUUGACAUUGAACAAAGAAGAAGUUGAUCCAGAUCAUCCAACCAUCAGACUCGUUGAAUUCGAUGACCACGUUCUCAUCACAAUCCCAUCGUUGUCAGUUCGUGAAGCUGGACGCUACGAGUACACCGUUUCCAAUGACUCCGGAGAAGCUACCACUGGCUUCUGGUUGAACGUAACUGGAUUACCAGAAGCACCGCAGGGACCACUCCACUUCAGCAAUAUUGGACCAUCGACAGUUACAUUGGCUUGGAGACCACCAGUCACCGAUGGGGGUUCGAAGAUUACCAACUACGUUGUUGAGAAGAGAGAUACUUCAAAGGAUGAAUGGACUGUUGUUACAAGCAGCGUAAAGGACUUGAGUUGCAUUGUCACGGGACUCUUCGAAAACCAUGAGUACGAAUUCCGAGUUUCGGCGAUGAACGAAAAUGGACAAGGAGCCCCAUUGGUCGGAGAUCAUCCAGUGGUCGCUCGUUUGCCUUUCGAUCCACCUUCAUCCCCAAUCGAUUUGGACAUUGUGCAGGUGGGAUCAGACUUUGUCACAUUGUCUUGGUUCCGGCCAGCAACUGACGGAGGAGGUCGUCUUCGUGGAUACAUCAUCGAGAAACAAGAAGAAGGACACGAGGAAUGGUUCAGAUGCAAUCAGAAUCCAUCGCCUGGAAACACCUACAGUGUUCCAAAUCUUAUCGAUGGCCGAAAAUAUCGCUAUCGUGUAUUUGCAGUCAACGACGCCGGUUUCUCCGAUCCAGCUGAACUCCAUGAGACCCAAUUCCAUUCAACUGCUUCCGGAAACGCGCCGAAUGUUAUCUCUGCGUUGAACGAUCUCUCUGAAGAAGUCGGAAGAAGCGUCUCAUUCGAAUGCGAAAUUACUGGUUCGCCAAGACCGGAAUACAAGUGGUUCAAAGGGUGCAAAGAGCUGGUUGAUACGAGCAAGUACACGUUGAUCAAUAAGGGCGACAAACAAGUGCUGAUCAUCAACGACUUGACAACCGAAGACGCCGACGAGUACACAUGCCGAGCAACCAAUUCAUCGGGAACAAAGAGCACAAGAGCCAGUUUGAGAAUCAAGACGAAGCCCAGAGUAUUCGUGCCACCAAAAUACCACGGAGGAUAUGAAUCGCAGAAAGGAGAAACGAUUGAAAUCAAAAUUCCGUACAAGGCAUUCCCAGCUGGCGAAUCGAAAUGGUACAAGGAUGGCGAAAAGAUCGAAGCAAAUUCGAAAUACACUCUUUCAACGGAUGACAAAUUUGCUACUCUGAAGAUUGCGAACGCCUCUCGUGAGGACUUUGGAGAAUAUCGCGUUGUUGUCGAGAAUUCCGUCGGAAGCGAUUCCGGAACAUUGACUGUGACUGUUGCUGAUGUACCAGAACCCCCGAGAUUCCCUAUUGUCGAGAACAUUCUUGAUGAAGCCGUUAUUCUCUCAUGGAAGCCUCCAGCACUUGAUGGCGGUUCACUUGUCACCAGCUAUUUGAUCGAGAAGAGAGAUAUCAGCGGAGGAGCCUGGACGCCAUGCGCCAAGAGUCGCUACGCCUACACCACUGUUGAAGGACUUCGCGCCGGUAUUCAAUACGAGUUCAGAAUCUCCGCUGAGAAUCGUCAUGGAAUUUCGAAACCCUGUGAGCCAACAGCGCCAGUUCUCAUCCCAGGAGAUGCUCGCAAGCGUCGUCGUGCUUACGAUGUCGAUGAUCAAGGAAAGAUUAUUCGUGGAAAAGGACCAACCUCUUCGAACUAUGAUAACUACGUCUUCGACAUUUGGAAGCAAUACUAUCCACAGCCGGUUGAAAUCAAGCACGAUCAUGUUCUUGAUCAUUAUGACAUUCACGAAGAAAUCGGAUCGGGAGCAUUCGGAGUUGUCCACAGAGCUACAGAACGUGCAACUGGAAACAAUUUUGCUGCGAAAUUUGUGAUGACUCCACACGAAGCAGACAAAGAAACAGUUCGCAAAGAGAUUCACACCAUGUCGGUUCUUAGACAUCCAAAACUCGUCAACCUCCAUGAUGCAUUUGAAGACGAUAAUGAAAUGGUCAUGAUCUACGAAUUCAUGAGCGGUGGAGAACUCUUCGAAAAGGUUGCUGAUGAGCACAAUAGAAUGUCUGAGGACGAAGCGGCCGAGUACAUGAGACAGGUUUGCAAAGCUUUGUGCCACAUGCACGAAAUGAACUACGUGCAUCUCGAUUUGAAACCGGAGAACAUCAUGUUCACGACAAAGAAGAGCAGUGAGCUCAAACUUAUCGAUUUCGGAUUGACGGCCCAUCUUGAUCCAAAAGAAACUGUCAAAGUGACAACUGGAACUGCCGAAUUUGCUGCUCCUGAAGUCGCUGAAGGCAAACCAGUUGGAUAUUACACUGAUAUGUGGAGUGUCGGUGUUCUUUCAUACAUUCUUCUUUCUGGACUCUCGCCAUUCGCCGGUGAAAACGAUGAAGCUACUUUGAGACAUGUCAAGAACUGCGAUUGGAACAUGGAUGAUCCAGUUUUCAAUGGAAUUUCCGAAGAUGCGAAGGACUUCAUCCGCAAGCUUCUUCUUGCCGAUUCCUCCACAAGAAUGACCGUUCAUCAAGCUCUCGAACACCCGUGGCUCGCUUCCGGAAAUGUUCCGGGAAGAGACGAGCAGAUUCCAAGCAGCCGUUACACCAAGAUUCGCGAAUCCAUCAAGACGAAGUAUGAUGCUUGGCCUGAGCCAUUGCCACCACUUGGACGCAUCUCCAACUACUCUUCACUCAAGAAACACCGUCCACAAGAAUAUUCGAUUCGUGACGCCUUCUGGGACAGAAGCGAGGCUCAGCCAAGAUUUAUUGUGAAGCCUUAUGGAACUGAAGUCGCUGAAGGACAAUCGGCAAACUUCUACUGUCGUGUUAUUGCUUCAUCACCACCAGUUGUCACAUGGCAUAAGAAUGACCGCGAAUUGAAGCAGAGUGUGAAAUACAUGAAGAGAUACAAUGGAAAUGAUUACGGAUUAACCAUCAACCGAGUGAAAUCAGAAGACAAGGGCGAAUAUACCGUGCGCGCCAAGAAUUCCUAUGGAACCAAAGAAGAAGUGGUGUUCCUCAAUGUUAUAAGAACGUCUGCACCACUUGUCUUUGAGCCACUCGAACCAAUGAAGAAGGCUCCAAGUCCGCCGAAGGUUGAAGAAUUCAAGGAUAGAACAAGCGCACCGAAAUUCACAUUCCAUCUUCGUAACCGUCUCAUCCAGAAGAACCAUCAAUGCAAACUCACAUGCUCCCUUCAAGGAAACCCAACACCAAAGGUCGAAUGGCUUAAGGACGGUUAUCCGGUCAACGAAGACCGUGUUCAAGUCUCAUUCCGCAGCGGCGUAUGCUCAUUGGAAAUUUUCAAUGCUAGAUUAGAAGACGCCGGAACAUACACUGUUGCUGCCACCAACGAAUUAGGAACUGAUGUCUCGGAAUGCGUGCUCACUGUCCAAACCAAAGGAGGCGAGCCAAUUCCAAGAAUUUCGUCGUUUAGACCACGAAGAGCAUAUGAUACACUGUCAUUAGGAGACGUUGAGAGGUCGCACUCGUACGCUGAUAUUCGACGAAGGUCGUUAGUCCGAGAUGUAUCGCCAGAUGUGAGAUCAGCGGCUGAUGAUUUGAAGACCAAAAUUACACAUGAAUUGCCCUCGUUCAACGUGCAACUGAAGGACGUGACCGCCGACGCAGGAUCGACAGCGGAAUUCGUUGCGGAAGUUUCCGGCCAACCAGAACCAUUAAUUGAAUGGCUUCACAAUGGAGAACGAAUCGGCUCAGACGCUAGAAUCAAAGAAUCUCUGAGUGGUGGAAAGGCAACACUUCGAAUCAGCGAUGUUGCAACUGGAGAUGAGGGACAAUACAUCUGCAGGGCAUCGAAUUCUGCCGGACAGGAACAAACGAGAGCUUCGCUUACAGUCAAUGCUCCAUUAGUGAAUGGCCAUUCAAUCAGCGAACUUGCUGUAAAAUCCCAUCUCAGCGGGCAAAUUGUGCCGGCGGGAGGAGUCGCGACAUUCGAGGCGCGUCUCGAAGGAGAUGCUGAAGAAGUGCUUUGGAUGCGAAAUGGACAAGAACUUACAAACAGCGACAAAAUUGAGAUCACAAGCGAAAACGAGGUGCAUCGAUUAACAAUCAAGGAUGCUGCAGCUUCAGAUGCGGGACAUUAUCAACUUGAAGCUCGCAACAAGGGAACAAAUUUGGUAUCGGUUGCCUCGUUGGUCGUCGUCGGCGAGAAGGCUGAGCCGCCAGUUACCAAACUACCGGCAUCAGUAUCAGCAGCAGUCGGAUCUUCGACUUCGUUCACCGUAGAAUUUGAAAAUGUUGAAGGUCUCACUGUUCAGUGGUUCCGCGGCGCCGAGAAAAUCGAAAAGAGUGAUAGAAUCAAGUCAGUGAAGUCGGGCAACACAUUCAAACUUGAUAUCAAGAGCGUCGAACAAGAAGACGACGGAAUCUACGUCGCGAAGGUCGUCAAAGAAAAGAAGGCGAUUGCAAAAUACUCAGCAGCUCUUCUUCUCGCUUAA